Messenger RNA from Pterocles gutturalis (yellow-throated sandgrouse), 1267 nucleotides. RefSeq names its product serine/threonine kinase 38 (gene STK38). Lineage: Eukaryota; Metazoa; Chordata; Aves; Pterocliformes; Pteroclidae. The record is from RefSeq and is a predicted model, not a curated record. Gene Ontology annotation, molecular function: ATP binding; protein serine/threonine kinase activity. The annotation marks the transcript as partial. Gene Ontology annotation, biological process: intracellular signal transduction; peptidyl-serine phosphorylation. The transcript is spliced from 12 exons.
ACAAAAGAAGCUAGAACAAAUGAUGGAGGAAGAAGGCUUAAAAGAUGAAGAGAAAAGAAUCAGGAGGUCAGCACACGCGCAAAAAGAAACAGAAUUUCUUCGCCUAAAGAGAACAAGGCUUGGCUUGGAAGACUUUGAGUCUUUAAAAGUAAUAGGCAGAGGAGCAUUUGGCGAGGUGCGACUGGUCCAGAAGAAGGACACAGGGCACGUCUACGCGAUGAAAAUCCUACGUAAAGCCGACAUGCUGGAAAAAGAGCAGGUUGGCCACAUUCGUGCGGAGCGGGACAUUCUAGUGGAGGCAGACAGUUUGUGGGUUGUGAAGAUGUUCUAUAGUUUUCAGGACAAGCUAAACCUCUACCUUAUCAUGGAGUUCCUGCCUGGAGGUGAUAUGAUGACACUGUUGAUGAAAAAAGACACUCUAACAGAAGAAGAGACACAAUUCUAUAUAGCUGAGACCGUGCUAGCCAUCGAUUCUAUUCAUCAGCUGGGUUUUAUCCAUCGGGACAUCAAACCAGACAACCUGCUUCUGGAUAGCAAGGGCCAUGUGAAACUCUCGGAUUUUGGUCUGUGCACUGGACUGAAGAAAGCCCACAGAACAGAAUUUUAUAGAAACCUGAACCACAGUCUUCCUAGUGACUUCACUUUCCAGAACAUGAAUUCCAAAAGGAAAGCAGAGACUUGGAAGAGAAACAGACGGCAGUUGGCGUUUUCCACGGUGGGAACUCCAGAUUACAUUGCCCCUGAAGUUUUCAUGCAGACCGGCUACAACAAGCUUUGUGACUGGUGGUCGCUUGGGGUCAUCAUGUACGAGAUGUUGAUCGGUUAUCCACCCUUCUGUUCUGAGACUCCUCAGGAAACAUAUAAGAAAGUCAUGAAUUGGAAAGAGACUCUGACAUUUCCUCCAGAAGUUCCGAUAUCUGACAAAGCAAAGGAUCUUAUUUUAAGAUUUUGCUGUGAAUGGGAGCACAGAAUUGGUGCGUCUGGUGUGGAGGAAAUAAAGAGUAACCUGUUCUUUGAAGGGGUUGAUUGGGAGCAUAUCAGAGAGAGACCUGCUGCAAUUUCAAUAGAAAUUAAAAGUAUUGAUGAUACCUCAAACUUUGAUGAAUUUCCAGAAUCUGAUAUACUUAAACCAACAGUGGCAACAAGCAACCACCCAGAGACCGACUACAAGAACAAGGACUGGGUUUUCAUCAACUACACCUACAAGCGUUUCGAAGGUCUGACAGCCCGAGGAGCAAUACCAUCCUAUAUGAAAGCAGGAAAGUAA